Conger conger (European conger) is the source of this 658-nucleotide messenger RNA. RefSeq names its product protein S100-P-like. The transcript is spliced from 3 exons. Gene Ontology annotation, molecular function: transition metal ion binding; calcium ion binding. The record is from RefSeq and is a predicted model, not a curated record. Lineage: Eukaryota; Metazoa; Chordata; Actinopteri; Anguilliformes; Congridae. Bases 9 to 506 code for a protein of 165 amino acids.
ACUCAGAAAUGUUUCCCAAGGCGUUUUUGGGUGGGGUAUUACAUCACGGUGACUCACUGCAUAAAUGCUUUAAAAGGCCUUUCCACAAAUUUUCAGCACUCACUUGGGAACUGAAAUCCAAAUUGUUUCGUCGCUCUGCUGACUACAUUACGCCCACAGACAUGUCCAAACUGGAGGGGGUAGUGACUUCCAUAAUUGAUCUCUUUGCGGACUACUCCUCAAGGGACAAUAAAAAGGGGCAGCUCACGCCUGGGGAGCUGAAGACGCUCCUGGAGAAGGAGCUGAGCCUCCCUGAGCUCAAGGGUAAGUUUAAAGGAGAAGAUGUAGCAGAGUUAAUGAAAGAACUGGACAAGAAUCAUGAUAAUCAGAUAAAUUUCCGGGAGUUCUGCGGGUUUGUGGUAAAGCUGACCCGGGCGUUCAACAAAGCCCAGAAGGAAGCCCAGAAGGAAGCCAAGAAGGAAGACAAGAAGGAAGACAAGAAGGAAGACAAGAAGGAAGAGAAGUAAGCACAAGAGGAAAGAGUGAGCAAGAGGCCAGUCUGGUGCAUUAAAGAAAGGCAGCUAAGAUGGACAUGUAUCCAGAUGUGUGGUCACACAGUGAAAUAGCAUAAAAUGUAAAAACAAAUCUUAUUGGCUCAAAUAAAAUAUGAUUAAUUAAU